Messenger RNA from Cylindrotheca closterium, 1395 nucleotides. The record is from the annotation of a GenBank genome assembly. NCBI's taxonomy places the organism in Eukaryota, Bacillariophyta, Bacillariophyceae, Bacillariales, Bacillariaceae.
AUGUCUUCCAAGUCCAAGAACUUGGUCGCCCAACUCUUUGAGUCUCGUUUCAAAGGCCAAGAGGCCAUACGCAAAAUUCUGGACAAUCCCGUGGGUCCCAAACGAUCCUCGCUCCGCGCCACUCGCAAGAGACGACGAGGGAAUUACGUCAAGGGCGUCCACAAGGGUAACUUUUUCCGCAUUCGUCUGCCCAGCAGUGGUCGUAAAUUACCCAAUUUGCCCAAACUGCCGCCCACGCAGCCCAUGCUCAAAGCCCCAACCGCCCUGCCACCCGCCCAAACCGCCGAGGCCACGGAAGCCAUUUUGCAGUCCCACGCCGCUGGCGGAGCUGCUAGUGCACAAACCAUUGCACAACGAGGUCCAUACAGCGACUUUCUCCGGCGUUUGGGGAGAUGGUUUCAAGACAAUUGGGCCGUUUUGGUGCUGAAUGCUGGAUCCAUUUGCACAUUGAUGGGAUUCACUCGUUCCGAUAUUUUGGAAUUGCGCACGCUGUCAAUGACGGGAAGUAUUGCCUCUGCCGUUUAUCUUUUAGGUCAGCAACGCAUCUUGUGGCUUAGUGUGGGCUGGUCUGGCAUGUUUGCCUCGGUGAAUGCCUUCAAAAUCUUUGGAAUCUAUCAAGAACGUAACUCGGAAGUGCACAUGAACAAAGAGCAAGAGCACGUGUAUGUCGAAUAUUUCUUGCCCCACGGUAUCACUCCUAAGCAAUUUGAACGCAUUGAAGCAAAGGCUACAAAGUUGAAACUGAAAAAGGGUGCUCAUUUGGUCCGAAAAGGAGAAAAGCUGGAUCAUUUGUAUCUGAUUCUGAAUGGCAAGACCAGGGCCCACAUUUUGGGCCGUCACAUUACAGCAAUGACCAAGGCAGACGAUACGGCAUCGUUUGACAAUACUACUACUGCUGCAGGGGAGCAAUCAAAUAGCUCUCCACAAGUCAAGAGUGGAGCAUGGAUUGGUGAAAUGGCCUUUAUGGAUUACUACUGGGAUAAAGAACAACGGCGCAACAACAAGAAUGCUCCUCAGAACUUUUCCGGUCGCGAAAGCUUUUACACCAUUGUGGCCGUAGAGGAUUGCGAAAUUCUUCGUUGGUCCCAUGAAGAAAUGAGUCAAUUGAUGAGUACGAGCAACGACAUGCGAAGUGCUUUGACCCGUGCCGUGACUUCGGCUUUGGUGAGCAAGGUAGUCCAAAUGACGGUCAGCAAGACGAAGCAAAUGCCCACUUGGUCGACCUGGUUGAAGGAUUGGUCACACAAUGCGGGAGCCAACGUGACGGUUCAACGAGUGGCAGAAGGGCCGACGUCGUCGUCGCCAUUGCCACCAAGAGGAGUAGAGCAUGAAGAACAUGAUGAUGAAAAUACAAAAGACAAUGAUGGCAACGAGCAAGAUGCAAUGGUAGCUUAG